AUGACCAAUUGUUUCCAAAGACUCCAGCAGCACUCGACAUCAUUGAAAUUAGCUCGAAAAACCACAUCUAGUGAGUGUCAAAGGCCAUGUUCCAACCUGCGACAAAGUCGAUUCGGUCUCGUAGCAAAAGUAAAAGUCGUUCAAAAUGCAUUUACUUUUGCUACAAAACCAGUGUCCAAGUCAGUCGAGAUACUCACGAAAAGUCGAAAACGUGAUCGAAUCCGGAACUACCUCGUCUGUCGACGAGAAGUCAAAACCAAUGAAGCCCUUUUGUAUGUGGCAGAGCCUGCAAUACUGUCGACGGACAAGGAGGAAAUUCGGUCAUCGGAUGAUACGGAAGAGGGUGACGACGUCUACAUGGUCGACUGCCAAAGCGAUUCGGACUCGGAUGACGACUCGUGUAAUGAAGAUGACUUUGUGGCUCCGCCAGUGAUUAUCCCCGAAAUAUACCGAAAGCAGGACCGUCUCGGUGGGGUCAUCGUAGCAGGUGCGCGAGUUUUAUUCACGAAUGCUGCGUUUCAGCGGCAGCAAGCGAUAGUGCACAAGCUGCAGUCGGUUCCUGAAGGCAGCCAGCUUGCAGUCCUUAUGGGAUUGCACCGUGAGCCCAUUGUGAUCCGAGCCUUUUGA
This is a messenger RNA of Peronospora farinosa, 627 nucleotides long. NCBI's taxonomy places the organism in Eukaryota, Oomycota, Peronosporomycetes, Peronosporales, Peronosporaceae. The record is from the annotation of a GenBank genome assembly.